This is a messenger RNA of Lotus japonicus, 987 nucleotides long. RefSeq names its product transmembrane emp24 domain-containing protein p24delta7-like. Gene Ontology annotation, cellular component: COPII-coated ER to Golgi transport vesicle; endoplasmic reticulum; endoplasmic reticulum-Golgi intermediate compartment. The coding region runs from base 188 to 829 and encodes 213 amino acids. Gene Ontology annotation, biological process: intracellular protein transport; Golgi organization; endoplasmic reticulum to Golgi vesicle-mediated transport. NCBI's taxonomy places the organism in Eukaryota, Viridiplantae, Streptophyta, Magnoliopsida, Fabales, Fabaceae. The transcript is spliced from 4 exons. The record is from RefSeq and is a predicted model, not a curated record.
AACCACUUCUUUGGUAGUUAACCAUUAGUUAUGCAUUUCUGCAUUUUGAGUUUGCAGCAGUUGUUGUAGCUUGUUGCAUUGUUUCCACGGUCAUUUCCUUCUUCAUUCCCAUGCAAACCUUAGAAUAAUCUUCUUUUGUUACCCUCAAAUCCCAAUUUGGCCAAAUUGAAAAGUUUCCAUUGCCCAAAUGUCCAAUCAGAUUCUCUUCCUCCUUCUUGUUUCCCCUGCAUUGAUGUGUAGCUUUGUGGAUUCAAUGCGGUUCGAAUUGAAAUCAAAUCAACCCAAGUGCAUCAAUGAGGACAUCAAGAGCAACGCCUUAACCGUUGGCAAAUACUAUGUUGUUAGUCCCAGUGAAGGGUACCCAGUUCCUGAUUCUCACAAGAUCACUCUCAGGGUGCGUUCACCUUAUGGGAACAAUUAUCACUUUUCAGAUCGUGUGGAAUCUGGUAAUUUUGCAUUUACUGCAGCUGAGGCCGGUGACUACACAGCUUGUUUUUCUAUGGCGCCCGAUCAUGAUCCCGUAUUAACUGUGAUAAUUGAUUUUGAAUGGAGAUCUGGGGUGGCUGCCAGGGAGUGGGAUAAGGUUGCCAAGAAAGGGCAACUUGAAGCAAUGGAAUUUGAGUUAAAGAAGUUGUAUGGCACUGUCACAUCCAUUCAUGAUGAGAUGUUUUAUCUUCGUGGAAGGGAGGAAGAGAUGCAUGAUCUGAACAGAGCAACAAACAGCAAGAUGUUUACCUUCAGUUUCCUAUCACUUUUGGUUUGCUUGUCUGUGGCUGGUUUGCAGCUAUGGCAUUUGAAGGCCUUCUUUGAGAGGAAGAAGCUCCUCUAAGAUCCUUUCACACAAAUUUUAUUCUUUGGUUAGCUUGGCUUUUCACUUUAGCUGCUGGGCUCGUUCUUAAUGUAUUUAAAAUACACUAUUUAGAUUAUGUUUCUCUCUUUUGCAAUUCUUAAUGAUGAUUACAUUGAUGAGAAUUAUAGUAUACAUCA